UAAUCUCAAGAGAGAGAGAAUAUAAUGAAAUAGCGGGAAAGUGAGUAGACCAAAACAAACCACAGUGUAGCAGUAGCAGCAAGAAGAUCUCAGCUGCUUCAUUCUUCUUCAUCAAUUGGCAUUGUUGGAAACCGAAUCAAGCACUGUUCUUACGACACAACACAACUCAAAACAUGGACUUUAUAAAUGCCCAAACAAUGCCUAAAAAGAUCAUACCCAACAAUGUUGUUGAAGUGGUUUUGAAGCAUUGCAUUUCACUUGAUCUUAAACUAUAUGAACAAGAUAUAGUUUAUUGUAAACAUUGUGAUAAUGUAGUAACCGGCGGGAUUUACUGGUUUAUAUGUCACAUAACUGGAAUGGACAAUGUUGAAGCUUGUAUGGGUGUUAGUUAUGAGGUUAGGAAGGAAAUGUUGGAGAUUCAUACCAAUUUGCAAGAGGGCGAAAAAAGAAGUAGCAAUGAAGUGGUUGUUGGAAGCUCUAGAGAUGGUUACAAGAGAAGGAGAGUUGGCUCAAAAGCCUCUGUUGUUGAUGAAAAAAAUGAGAAGACUUCGAGAGAGGAAGCAUGUCAAGUGAUUGCAAGGUUUUUCUACAACAAUGCCAUACCGUUUACAGCGGCAAAGAGUGAUGAAUUUAAAACUAUGUUUGAUUUGGUUUCAAGACAAGGCGUAGGAUUUAAUCCACCGUCUUAUGAUGAGAUUAGAGGGAAAUAUUUGACGGAUGAAGUUAAGUUGACAAAUGAAGCUUUGGAGGAACAUAGAGCUAUAUGGAAAGUAACAGGUUGCACCAUAAUGGUUGAUGGAUCGGCUGACAGUGACACGGAGAGUAGGACCAUACUAAACUGGUUAGUGAACAGUCCAAAGGGAACAUUCUUUUUGAAGUCUAUUGAUGCGUCUGAUAUGUUGGAAUCGCCUGAGAAACUCUUUAAGAUGAUGGAUGACGUUGUUGAAGAGGUUGGGGAAGAAAAUGCUGUCCACAUUGUGACGGAAUAUACAGAAUACUACGCAGCAGCCGCUAUGAUGCUGAUGGCGAAAAGGACUAGGCUGUAUUGGACCCCUUGUGCAACAGAUUGCAUUCUGACGAUAUUGGAAGACUGUGAGGAGAAUAUACCUAUUCACUCAGAGAUAAUUAAGAAGUGUCAGAGUCUUAUAACCUUUAUUCAUACAAGGCCUUCUGUCAAGUCUCUAUUGUGGCACUUCACAAAAGGAAAAGAUAUUUUAAAAUUGGGCAUGUAUCAAUGGCAAACAUCAUACUAUACUUUAUGUUGUAUUCACGAGAACAAAGGAGCUUUGGUAAGAAUGUUCACAUCCGAGGAAUGGAAGUCCAGCGAGUUUGCAGAGCCAAGGUCUAGGAAAUGGGCAGAGGAUAUGAUUUUGGACAAGGAGUUUUGGAAAUAUGUUAUGAUUUGUUAUAAAGGUGUAAAACCUCUGCUGAAUUUGCUUCUUAUGGUCGAUUCAACCAUGGUCCCGAUCAUGGGCUUCAUUUAUGAGGCAAUGGAGAGAGCUAAAGAUAAGAUACGGAGGAGUCUUUCCAAAAGUGCCAUAGAAAGAGAAAGUUUUGUGCUUCUAAAGGAUAUCAUUGAUGAAAGAUGGGACAAACAAUUCCAUAGCCCUUUGCAUGCUGCUGGCUAUUUUCUUAACGCUCAAUAUCACUAUAGUCCUGGAUUUAGAGAUGAUGUUAAAGUUAAACGUGGUCUACAACAUUGUAUAACAAGGAUGGUGACCAAUCACAAAGAAAGAUCGAAGAUUGAAAUUCAACUUGAUGAUUUCGAUAGACAGGCUAAUCAAUUCGGUCAUCCAAUAGCCGUAAUUACAGCUGAUAUGGAGAUUCCACCAAUUUGGUGGGCAUCGUUAGUAGAUGGACCACCAGAGCUACAGAAAUUUGCAAUCCGUGUAUUAAGCUUGACAAGCAGUUCUUAUGGGAGUCCCCGUUUUCCAGAAGCCUUCGAGAUGGUCCACUCUAAGAGUUUGAGGUACAGAACUGAUCAUGAUGUUCUUUUUGUCAUGGCUAAUUCAAAAUUGGCCGAAAAGAAGAGAACCUCAGCUGAGCUAAAUAUUGAUGAUAAUGGAGACGUUGAAGGUUUAAAUGUGGAAGCCUCGGAUUUGGAUACACCAUGUCUGAAGUGUCUAGCUGAUGCGGGAAUUGCUGAUUUGCAUGAUGUAAAUGGGUACGGAGAUGAAGACGGAGAUGAAGAUGGAUAUGAAGAUGAAAAUUAAAUGGAAGAUUAUUGUUUUUAAUUUGAAAAACUUUCUAAUUUAAAUAUCUAGUAUUUGACUCCUUGUUUUGGGUGUUUGCAUCUUGCCACUUGUUAAAAGCUUAAUACUCAAGCUUAAGUUUGUAAUUUGUGACUUAUGAAUUGUGUAUGAAUUACCUAUGGGUUUGAAUUAAGUGUAGUGUACUGUCUGUAGUAAUUUUCUUA
This is a messenger RNA of Medicago truncatula (barrel medic), 2416 nucleotides long. RefSeq lists its product as uncharacterized. The transcript has 4 exons. NCBI's taxonomy places the organism in Eukaryota, Viridiplantae, Streptophyta, Magnoliopsida, Fabales, Fabaceae. The coding region runs from base 174 to 2213 and encodes 679 amino acids. The record is from RefSeq and is a predicted model, not a curated record.